AUGGAUUGGGUUACUGUUAUUGUUGAUCUUGCUGUUGCCUUCAUUGUUGUUGUUGUUUCCUUUAUUGUUGUUGCUAUGGAUAAAGGAAAGAAACGGAUGAACUAUAUUUCCAAUACGGGACGACCAUCUGCUAAGUGGAAUGACCAUACACAUCUACAAUUUAUAGAGCUAGUAGAACAAGAGAUUCAAAAGGGAAACGGGCCAGGAUCAUUUAUAAAUAAGGAUGGGUGGAAAAAUUUGGUCAAGAUUUUUAAUGAAAUAACAGGAAAAUGUUAUGACAACAAGCAAUUGAAAAACCACUGGGAUUCUAUGAAGAAGGAAUGGACACUAUUUAAGCAAAUGAUGCGAGGAGAGUCAGGUUUGGGGUGGGACGAAUCAAAGAAGACUAUUGCGGCAGAUAAUGCUUGGUGGGAGCAGAAAAUUAAGGAAAAUGACAACUUUCGAAAAUUCAGGAACAAAGACUUGUCCAUCAUAUGGUUUCGCUAUGAUGGCUUAUUCUCUGAUAUUGCAGCAAUUGGGGAAAAAGCACGAGCUCCAAGUCAAUAUCAACCUCCAACUCAACUAUCGAGUACCGAUAAAGAAGAUGAUGCAAUUCAGCACACUGAGGAUAUAAAUGAUCUUGGAGAGCCAUUUGGUAGGGAUCAAAGCCCCAUUGAUGCUGCAACUGGUGACGAUUUGUUUCUAGAACCAAGCUGGCAACAAGGGAGAUCAUCGGCCCCUAAAAGGGGUAGGAAGGAAAGGAUGUCGAGUGCUGCCAUGUUGAGGACAAAUAUUGAAGACUUAAUGCAGCUAUACACUAAAAGCACAAAUACUACGAACUCUGUUGCUGGACCAGAUGCAGAAAGCAUUCCAAAAUGUAUGGAGGUAUUGCAGCGUCUCCCCAUUCAGGUUGGGUGUAAGUUGUGGAAUUAUGCUUGCACCCUUUUUACCAAGCCCCCGAAUCGAACUGUCUUCAUAAAUCAACCAUCCGAUGAGGCAAGAUUUGCUUGGUUGGACUACCUCCAUCAGUUGUUUGAAGAUCAUCGGCCUCUACCAUGA
Diospyros lotus (date-plum) is the source of this 1038-nucleotide messenger RNA. RefSeq names its product L10-interacting MYB domain-containing protein-like. Lineage: Eukaryota; Viridiplantae; Streptophyta; Magnoliopsida; Ericales; Ebenaceae. Bases 1 to 1038 code for a protein of 345 amino acids. The record is from RefSeq and is a predicted model, not a curated record. The transcript has 3 exons.